AUGCAGUACUAUGAGAAGUCUUUGGGGAACCAGGAUAGCAGUCAAGCAACGGGCCAGGAUGCUGACGACGAAGACGACGAUGAUAUAGAGGCUCAAAUUAGGAAAGAAGUUGAGGGCCUGAAACCCAGGUCUACCAAGCCUCGAUUAUUUCAGAAAGUCACUUCGAACCUGCCUUGCAUUGUUCUCUACCGGAUCGAUAAAUCAAUAGAUCCGGUGAAGCUGGUUCAUGACAUAUGCGAAGAAGCAAAAGCCAAUCCAGACCAAAGAAAAAGUCGAUGGAUCAAGCGCAUGACUCCCAUCACUCAGAUUCGAAAAGUAUUGAGCGUGGAUUUGACUGCUUUUGCGAAGGAAGUUCUACAACCUGUGUUUCACGUAGACGAUGUUCCCAAGAAGUACGCUAUUCGACCUGCUGUUCGUAGCAACAAUACACUCAACAGAGACGUCAUCAUACAAACAGUCGCAGCAGCCGUUGGAUCCGGACACAAAGUUGAUCUCAAAAAUCCCGACUAUACUAUUUUGGUCGAGAUUGCUCAGAAUGUUAUUGGGAUGAGCGUCGUCGGUAGCGAUUACGAGGAGCUCAAACGAUUCAACUUGAUGGAGAUUUAUAGUCCAACUCCAAAACCGCAACAAACUCCAGUAUCGUGA
Messenger RNA from Talaromyces amestolkiae, 645 nucleotides. RefSeq lists its product as uncharacterized. Gene Ontology annotation, biological process: tRNA modification. The record is from RefSeq and is a predicted model, not a curated record. The transcript has 4 exons. Gene Ontology annotation, molecular function: RNA binding. Lineage: Eukaryota; Fungi; Ascomycota; Eurotiomycetes; Eurotiales; Trichocomaceae. Bases 1 to 645 code for a protein of 214 amino acids.